CGCCUCCCAGUCCAGUUUGACAGCUACGUACCUCCAAAUUUCAUUGCUAAAAAUAAAUUUUAUAUCCUGCGGUGUGAAUCCGAAGACUACACACAAUUGGAAUCUUCCUUCAAUAAUUCAUCAACUUCAUUCCCACCCUCAAUCAAUAUUCAAAUUCCGAACCCCCUCUCCCUUUCCUCCUCUCUCCCUUUUUUGUGUGUUGAACUGAACAAAAAUGGCGAAUUCAGUUGAUGCAAAUUCUGCAAAGUGUUUCUCCGGCGUCAUAGGGCGGUUGUUGUGCGGUGGCAGCCUCCCGACACACCCUUCUGAUCAAUUUGUUGAGUACAAGAAGUGCAAAGAAGUUGAUCAUCCGCCUGAAAAUGCUUUAAGAUCUGAUGACGCCAAAGUGAAAGCAGCAGAAGCUCCAGGAGUGGUAGCCAGAUUAAUGGGUUUAGAUUCAAUACCAGGAGAUAUCAAGCCAAAAGAUAGAAGUCUGGCUUCUUAUUUUCGAAGCAGGUCAGUGAAUUCCAUUGAUUUUCUUGCACAGUUUGAUGUUUCUUGUAAACAAUCCCCGGCCCAGCACAGAAGAGUAAGAACAGCAGCGUCUUUAAGUGAAGUCCCUUCUCUUGAUUUUAGAGGAAAACAUGAUUUUAACGUGAUUCUGCACUUUGAGCAAGUAGAAAAUUGUAAAGAUGAACCCAGAUAUCAAGAAAGAUUGGAGGUGAAAAAGCCUGAAGUGAUGAUUAAUUAUCAACAAGCUAAACAGAAGAAGGUCCUCAUCAAUCAAAACAUAACAGAAAACCCAUAUCUUAUGAAUAAAUCUUGUAAGAAAUUGGAGGAUAAGCCCAAGAGAGUGCAUAUUAAGAAGAAUCAUAUAAGUAGAAAAACGAAUGUGGACCUGAAGGAAAGAAGGCCAGCUAAAUCACACAAUACCAAGAAGAAAGAGAAUAAGUACAAAGAAUGCAACCCAAGAAAUUCAUGUUCUUUCUCAGUUUUUGAUAACAUUCAAGAUUAUCAGAUCCACCCAGAAGCCACUCCAUCAGAAGUUUCGCCAGUACGUCAAGUUUCAAACAAACCCCUAUCGCAUUGUAACUAUGAAGAAUUCAAGGCAACCACUGGCGAACAUGACGGCAACAAAACGAUGAAGGAAGAGAGUUCUUUCAACAUAAAGUUGCUCGAAAAAAUAUGUAAUUUGACAGAAUAUGAUCUAAAGAAGUCUUGUUGGGUACCUGAUCAAGUGUUAAAGUUUGAAGACCUUGAAGAGAUAUGUUUCCAUUAUGGGCAACAAAUUUUUGAGUUAUUGCUGAAUCAAGUUGUUGAUGAACUUGUGCUUCUUCAGCUUCACAGGAGAAAGGAAUUCUUUUCCCAUAUGCAUGUUAAACAAAGAGAUUUGCUGGUGCACACUGUAGAAACUGUGUAAAUAAUGAAGUCUGAAUGCAAAAGAUAAACUUUCUGAUCAAUGUUUUUGGCUGAUUUUAUAGUUGCUCAUGUACAAUUUGUUGGAUAUUGGUUAAAUAAAUCGAGAAUUGAAAAUCGAUUAAA
Molecule: messenger RNA, 1521 nt
Organism: Olea europaea var. sylvestris
Lineage: Eukaryota; Viridiplantae; Streptophyta; Magnoliopsida; Lamiales; Oleaceae
Exons: 2
Coding region: 215-1399 (394 amino acids)
Source: RefSeq, a predicted model, not a curated record